CCCUCCCGUUCCCUGCCCUUCCUUUCAUCCGGAGCCUGACCCGGAUCUUUUCUUAUUUAAGGUGCUCUUGCCAGUCUCUUCCCCCCACCUCCCCUCCCCUUCCCCGAAGCAGCCUCGGAGACUCUGGGAUGGGGGGCUGGCGGGCUUCCUCCCGGCUGAUCUUCGCGGCGAGGCAACUGCAACCUGGCGGUGGGAAGGGAAGCGACGAGGCUCCUCGGGGUCUUCGCGCCUGGCUGCCCGACGCUGAGCUGGACGGGGGUGCGACGCGUAUUUUGCACGGAGAAGACGACGAGCUUCCCGAGGCUUUGAGCCUGCAAGCUCCGUGGGAAGGAAGGCGGGAGAAGAGAAAUUGCAGCAGCAGCAGCAGCAGCGGAUCUUCCGAGCGAGCAGCCAUCCGGUGGCUAAACGGGACAUCAGGACAACUUCUGAAGAUGCGGCCCUGUGCAUCUUGUGAAGGAGGAACCACAGACUUUUGAGCCCAAAUCCAUGAAACUGAUUCUGGGCAGAUAUGCAAGAGAAUUCCAGGAAAAUGUCUUCGUUGGAAUUCCCUAACGUGACAAUAAAGUUAGAAGACAAAGAAGAUGUCUCAUGGCUUCCAAACAACCAGGUGGCAGAAGGAAGUCGGAGUUUCUCAAUUGAUCAUUCAGGGUUUCCAGUUCCCAAGUCUGAAGUGAUCCAUGGGGGAGAUCCAUGGAUUCCAGAGCCUAUUUCACAAGAAAAAGAAAUUCCAGUAGAUUAUGGUUCCGAGCUUCCAGAUGUAAUAAUAAAGCUGGAACAGGAAGAGAUUCCGUAUGUUCCCUGCCCCCAGGUUUCAGAAACAAGUGUGACAUUCAAAACAGUCCAAUCAGGAGGUGGCCAUGACAAAACGUUGCAGAGAGAAAUACCAUUUUACUCUGGCUUUGUGAGACGUUUCCCUGACAAACCCGAACGUGUCAAACAAGAGAACCAGAACACGGCAGAGAAGCCCCACAAGUGCUCUUGCUGCACCAAAAGCUUCAUGAAGAGGUCCAACCUUCGUACCCAUGAGAGAAUCCACACGGGGGAAAAGCCAUUCCGGUGCUCCGAAUGUGGCAACAGCUUCAGCGACGGUUCCAGUCUCAUCAGGCACAAGCGGAAGCACACCGGGGAGAAGCCGUACAGCUGCUCGGCGUGUGGGAAGCGGUUCAACCAGAGCUCCAGCCUCAUCAGGCACGAACGGAGUCACACGGAGCAGAGACCCUACAAAUGCUUGGAGUGUGGGAAAAGGUUCAACCAGAGCUCCACCCUCGUGCGGCACGAAAGGAUCCACCGAGAACAGAGACUAUACAAAUGCUCGGGCUGCGAGAAGAGAUUUAUUCAGAGCUCCAGUCUCCUGGCUCAUGAGAGGAUCCACCGGGGAGAGAAACCUUACAGCUGCACAGCUUGCGGGAAAGGCUUUGUCCAGAAAUCUAACCUUCUGAUUCACGAGAUGAAACACACAGGUUUGAAGCCGUUCAAGUGUCCGGACUGCGGGAAAGGUUUCAAUCAGAAUUCAAGUCUCGUCAUACACCGGAGAAUCCACACAGGGGAAAAACCAUACAGUUGCUCGCACUGCCGGAGACCUUUCAGCGACAAGUCGAGCCUUAACAAACAUGAGCGAGCCCACCGAGGGGACAAACCGUACAAGUGUUCCAGCUGCGGGAAAAGUUUCGUGCGUAGGUCUCACCUCUUGACUCACGAAAGGAUCCAUACGGGCGUGAAGCCGUUCAAGUGCUCGGACUGUGGGAAAAGCUUCAGCAGCCGGUCACACUUGAUUAGGCACGAGGGGACGCACACGGGGGAGAAGCCCUACGAUUGCUCAUUCUGCGGGAAGAGCUUCAACCGGAAGUCCAACCUGACGAAUCACGAGAGGACGCACACGGGGGAGAAGCCUUACAAGUGCUCCGAUUGCGGGAAAAGCUUCAGCGACAGAUCCAGCCUGAUUAAACACGAACGGAUCCACACCGGGGAGAAGCCGUACAGCUGCGCGUCCUGCGAGAAGAGCUUCAGCGACAAAUCGAGCCUUAUCAGGCACGAGCGAAUCCAUACGGAGGAGAAGCCGUACAACUGUAAUGAAUGUGGGAAGACGUUCGCUCAGGCUUCCAACCUCUUGGCCCAUAAACGGAUCCACACGGGCGAGAAGCCCUAUAAGUGCAUCCACUGCGGGAAAAGCUUCACCGAAAGGUCGAAUCGUAACCGGCAUCAGAGGACCCACUCGGGACAAAAGCCCUACAAUUGUCUCGACUGCGGAAAGAGCUUCAGCUUCAGGUCCGACCUCAUCCGACAUGGGAUCACCCACACGGGAGAGAGGCCAUACAAAUGCUCGGAUUGUGGGAAAAGCUUCAGCCAUGCCUCAACCCUCAUUCGGCACGAGAACAUCCACACGGGGGAGAAACCCUACUCCUGCGCAGACUGCGGGAAAUGCUUCACCCAAAGCUCAUCUCUCCUGGCGCAUAAACGGCUGCACACCGGAGAGACGCCAUUCAUCUGCCCCGUUUGUGGAGAAAGCUUCAACUGGAAGUCGCAUCUGGUGACGCACCAGCGGACCCACACUGGGGAACGGCCGUACAAGUGCGGCAAGUGCGAGAAAAGCUUCAUCGAGAAAUCCAAACUAAACAGGCAUCAGAGGACCCACGCGGAGAAGAAACUGUAUGGAUGUGGGGAGUGCGGGAGAAUCUUUAGCCUCCGAUCCAACCUGGCUCGGCACGAGACCACUCACCGAGUGGGGAAUGCCUACACCUGUUUGAGCUGCGGGAAAAGUUUCAACCAGGCGGCGAAACUGAUGCGGCACGAAAGGAUCCACACGGGAGAGAAGCCCUAUUCCUGUUCAGGCUGUGGGAAAAGUUUCAGCCAGACCUCCGAACUCCUGCGGCACGAAAGGAUCCACACCGGAGAGAAGCCGUACAAAUGCUCGGCCUGCGGGAAGUGCUUCAACCGCAAAUCACACCUCAGCACUCACGAGGCGACCCACUUAGCUGACGUGCCGCGUGGAGGGCUACAAAGCAGGACAGUCUACGACAGCAGCUCACUCUUUAUUGCAGGGCUGAGUCCCCACCAGCAGACCCACGCAGAGGGCCAGGCUUAUCCGGGCUCAGAAAGUGAAAAAGAUUACAGCCACAGUUCGAUCUUUAUUGCGGGGCUGAACCCCAGCAGGCCCACACAAGUAGGGGACCAGCUGUACGAAUGGCCCAACAGCGAGACAAGCUAUGGCCAUUGUUCACUCCUAAUCACUGGAAUCAAUCCACAGGAAGGCACCCAGGCAGAGGAACCGCUGUUUCAAUGUCUGGAUAGAGAGACCAGCUACACCCGAAGCCCCUUGUUUAAAAGCAUCAUGAACACACGCCAGGUGGUCUUUUCAGGAGGCCAACCGAUUGACUGCCUGGACCGUGAGAAAAAUUACAGCGACCCGUCGCUUUUCCAGAAAGAGGAGAAACUGUUUAAAUGUCCCGAAUGUGGAAAGAGCUUCAACUGGCAGUCUCAUUUCACCAGGCACAAAAGAAUUCACACGGGAGAAAAGCCGUACUGUUGCACGGACUGUGGGAAAAGUUUCAACCGCAGGUCACACCUCGUUCGACACAGCAGGACCCACAACGGACUGAGCCUGUACUCUCCGGCUGUUGAAGAAUCCUCAGUUCAGGACCUUAUUUUCUUAAACCCAAGUGAAUCAGUGCAGGAGAAAACUGAUUAACACACAGACUGGGGGGGCUUCCUUUAUAGCUCGCACGAGGUUACAGCCUGAAAACCUCACAAUCCUGUCUGCUGAACCCACUCAGGAAUAAAUGUUGUGAAGGUUCAGUACAGGAUGAAGUAUUAAAGAACUCGUCCCAGGGAAAAGCUGUGUAUUGGGCAACUUAGUAGUAAAACAUCAGUUCUCACUAGGCCCAAAUGCCUGUGGCAAGAAAACGGUGGGCUUAGCUCUUAUGAAUAAUAGAAUUGAUAAAACUGUUCCUAACAUGAGAGGUCGCACGGAGGUUUUUCCAUAAAAUAAUUCCAAAUCUCCAUGCUCACUGAAAAGUAGCAUGUCAAGGAGCUAAAUUUGCGGUCUCCGUGAGAUGUUUCUUCUAUACCAGUGAUGGCGAACCUUUUCAGCACCGAGUGCCAAAAAAGUCACGUGGAAACAUUGUGCUUGUCGAGGCCGCACUCCGGAAAAGCCGAACUUCCGGGUUCUAACAUGCAUGUGCGCUCAACAAUCAACUGGCCAGCAUGUGUGUGCACACCAGUUUUCAGCAGUGCCGCGUGUGCGAAGGACAGCUGAUUGUUGUGCGUGCAUGGAUGCCAGAAACCUGGAAGAUAAACAGGCAAGGCUGCGUGUGCUGGGCGACAUGGCUUCGCGUGCCACUUUGGGCAUGCGUGCCAUUGGUUUGCCAUCACGGUUCUAUACACUUAAUGUUGUUGUUUUUUUUCAUGGAUGUACUAUCCCUAGCUUCCAAUUCAUGUUCAAAAGAAGGAUAUUAAAAUUUUCAAUCUGAAGUUAAAUCAUAUGGAAGAAUUCAUGGCAAGGAUGUUUUCUCUUUUCCCGCCUUUGCAAAUUCUUCCAGUAGUGCUGAGAUGGGGAGACCUGGCCUCUCCAGUUGUUGCUGUAUUUUCACUAACAUUUGCCUCAGGCAGUGAAUUUCAAGGAUGAUGGGGAUUAGAGUCCAGCAGGAUCAGGAGUAGUACAGGUGCUUAGUCAUAACUGUUCGGGAAAUGGCUGGACCACUCAAGAUAAUAAUGGGAUUAUAGCAGGGAUGAAAUCCAAAAUUUUUCCCUACCGGUCUGUGGGUGUGGCUUGGUGGGCGUGGCAGGGGAAGGACAUUGCAAAAUCUCCAUUCCCACCCCACUCGGAGGCCAGCCAGAGGUGGUAUUUGCCGGUUCUCCAAACUACUCAAAAUUUCCGCUACUGAUUCUCCAGAACCUGUCAGAACCUGCUGGAUUUCACCCCUGUAUUGUAGAGCUGAAUAGCUCUCAAUAUUAGAAAAUUCCUUCCUCCAUUAAAUUAAAUUAAAGUAUUCCAGUAUUUGAGAGGCUGCCACAAAGAAGAGGGGGUCAAUUUAUUUUCCAAAGCACCAGAGGGCAGGGACAAGAAACAAUGGAUGGAAACUAAUCAAACAGAGAAGCAACCUGGAAUUGAGUAGAAACUUCCUAAUGGUGAGGACAAUUAACCAGUGGAACAGCUUUCCUUUCGGAAAUUGUGGGUACUUCCAUCACUGGAGGUGUUUAAGAUGAGACUGGACAGUCACCUGCCUGAAAUACUAUAGAGUCUCCUGCUUGAGCAGGGGGUUGGACUAGAAGACCUCUAAGUUCCCUUCCAGCUCUAUUCUGAUUGAUUGAAAUUAAAUUCCUGCCUAGGCAGGGGGUUGGACUAGAAGACCUCCAAGGUCCCUUCCAACUCCGUUAUUCUUUUCCGUUAAAUUUAAAAAAAACAAAAACAACCCUCACCUGUGUUUUGAGAGGCAAGUUCCACAUAGGCUAGUAACAGUGUUUUCCUGCUUUCUGAAAAGUAGAUCUUUUAAACCAUUUCCACGUGUCUAUAUUGAUAGCAAAGGUAGCCUGAAGGAAAUUGCAUGAACUGGUAAGUUUAGAUGAUAACAUAUUAGAAUGACAGUACAAGCAGUCUUUGACUUACGACUGUAAUUGAGCCCAGAAUUACAGUUGUAAAUCAGCCUGGUCUCCAAGCAGGACACCCUGUAACCACACCUGACUUUACAGCAUUUUUUUUUACUGUCGUUAAACAAAAGCUACAGUAGUUAAAGCAAAUCCAUUGUCUGCAAUGGGUGUGGGUUUUUUUUUGCUGGAAACCAGAAGUAAAAGCUGGUUUUUAGUAAUAUAUAUAUAUAAUAUAUAUCAUCAGCUUGGGCGAACUGUGGAGAGGAGAACUUGUGGCUCAGAAGGUUAAUUCAACUGCCUAACAUGCAGGAAGGCCAAGUUCGAAUCCAAGUAAGGGUAUGGCUAGCUGAUGAAAGCUAAAAAGCUUGAAAUAGAUCUAUAGUAGUCUCCCUUUAUUUCUUUAUCAGCAAAAUAUAAAUUUGGUAUAAAAUGAUUUGUGAAUGCGACUGCUUGAGGGCUCCUGGAUUGGAGCUGAAAGGCGAAAGGGAGCAGAAUGCCCCCUCCCACAUGUUGGGGUAGACCAGGUGUCAUGUGACCUCUGGAAUACUGCAAACAAUCAAAUGUGAGCUGGUUGCCAAGUACCCCAAAUGGGAUCAUGUUAAUUGGGGGUGAUUUGUUAGAACUUUGGAUCUGAAUCCUAAGUUAUCUUGGGGAGGUCCAUCAAAACUGAAUGGUUGUUAAGCAUCCAGUCAUAAAUUGAGGACUACCCAUAGAUACAGUAUUGGUAGUCCUUACUUAUGAUCACAAUUGAGCACGGAAUUUAUGUUACUAAGUGAGAAAUUUGUUAAGGGAGUUUUGCCCCAUUUUUCGAUUUUUAAUCGCUGCAGUUGUUAAAUUAGUAACACAGUUCUCAAGUGAAUCCGGCUUCCUCCUUGACUUUGCUUGUCAGAAGGUCACAAAGGGUGAUCCCAUGACCUCAGGACACUGCAACUGUCAUAAAUAUGAACCAGUUAUCAAGGAACUGAAUUUUGAUCACAUGACGGUCAUAAGCGUGAAACAAUUGUCACAACUCAACUUUUUUCAGUGCCGUUGUAACUUCAAACGGUCACUAAAUGAACAGUUGUGAGUCGAGACUACUUGUAUAGGCCAGGAAAACAUGGGAUCUCAUCUUGCAGGAAAACAUUUUUUAUACUAGACAGCAUGAAAAAUGGAAAGCAAGAACCUCCUUCCUAGAGGGAGAUGGAGAGAAAAUUACGACUGGAUUUGAAGAAGGAUGAGCUAAAAGUUCUGGAACAACCUCUGCAAUCAAUAGUUUGCAACGUCGUCAUCUUCUUGAAUUAAAAUAAAUAAAAGAAUUAAAAUAAAUGAAUUCUCCUUGACCCAAGACCUUUUUUUCCCCUGGCUCCAUAUCACAGCUCUUCAAGAAGAUCAAGAUGUAUUUCUUUCUUACAUACUACUCUUUAUCUUUUGGUAUUUAACUUUCCUCCCUAAUCUUCUUUCAGUUAUAACUCAAAAGAUGGCACCUCCCGAGAUGCCAAGAGUAAUUUAGGGACACCCAAUGUUGUGUAGAUUUUGUGGGCUGGUCAAUAAUACAAGACAUGGAUUUUUAGUUUUCGUGGGUUUUCCCCUCCCGUUGACAAUUUUAUUAAACCUCUUUUAGAUCAA
Messenger RNA from Pantherophis guttatus, 7188 nucleotides. NCBI's taxonomy places the organism in Eukaryota, Metazoa, Chordata, Lepidosauria, Squamata, Colubridae. The record is from RefSeq and is a predicted model, not a curated record.